CUCCGAUUUGAUCAUCAUUGCACUUUUGAUCCACGUUGCACCAUGACAAACAUUCGUCAAGCCAGGAAGCUCCGGUCGGGGUUGUCGAAGAACAGGCCUAAGAGGGGAAACAUCCUCAAGAGCGGCAAGAAGAAGGUCAACGUGUUGGGAAAUGCUAUCAUCGCCGAAAACUGGGAUCGCAAGUUGACUCUCACGCAAAACUAUCGUCGCCUCGGUCUUACUCACCGUCUGAACGCCCCCGCCGGUGGCGCCGAGAAACGCCCCAACAAGGACGGCGGUAUCGACGUCGCCCCCGAAAACUCGUUACACAUCAAGGGCAGCUCGGAAGCGACAGCGAAGCAACUGGGACUGGGAGAAGUCGAGGUGGAACGCGAUCCAGAGACCGGCAACAUUAUCCGAGUGGUUAGCAAGAAACGAGACAACCCGCUCAACGACCCCUUGAACGACCUGUCCGACAACGAGCAGGACGCCUACGGGGCUCCGAAGACGGACAUUGUCAAGCAACUUGAGCGGCAAGCAGCGCAGGAGGGAGAAGAUGUCAAGACCAAGAAGCCGCGCCACCAGAGCUCGCGGGAGGCGGAAUGGAUCCAGAGACUUGUCGAUCGACACGGCGACGACAUUGCUGCCAUGUUCCGCGAUCGCAAGCUGAAUCCUAUGCAACAGAGCGAGGGUGACAUCAGGCGGCGCAUUAAAAAGUGGAAGAAGAGCCAGGAGUGAUGGGUGAUACCGAUAUGCAUUGUGCAAGGGCGAAUUCGGCGUUAUAUGGUUCAUUUUUGGCUAAAAGUCUUGUAUCUAUUCCCUUCCACUAGCUGUCUCUGAUUAUUCUUCAGCUUGAUGGAUCAGAUUACUUAUGAUAGAUCUGACGUGCAAUUGAAUAGUAAUCUGCACAUAAGAAUUCACGGUAGCAGGU
Aspergillus melleus is the source of this 910-nucleotide messenger RNA. RefSeq names its product nucleolar protein 16 (gene NOP16). The transcript has 2 exons. The record is from RefSeq and is a predicted model, not a curated record. NCBI's taxonomy places the organism in Eukaryota, Fungi, Ascomycota, Eurotiomycetes, Eurotiales, Aspergillaceae. Gene Ontology annotation, biological process: ribosomal large subunit biogenesis. The coding region runs from base 43 to 717 and encodes 224 amino acids. Gene Ontology annotation, cellular component: nucleolus.